AUGGCAAGAGAGUCGGGAGCCGAGUUCUUGAUCAUGGAAGGGUCAAGACUUGGUGUGAGAGUCCGGUCAGGGUUACUGUGUGUUUCCCUGGCGCGGAUAUCACGCACGACAUUGUUUAAGAAGAACAGAAAGGUGUUUGAUUCUCCACCUCCUGAGAGAGACGGUUAUAAUUUGUUGACACAGUUGAGAGAUUUUGGUGCUGAGAAGACGGUUAAAUGCGGGGGCAAUGGGCAUGAUCCUGUUCAGGGUUGUGGAUCUCAUCACAACUGGCACAAGAAGAGUAUUUUUUGGGAUUUGCCGUAUUGGAAGGACCAUCUGCUACGCCAUAAUCUAGAUGUUAUGCACAUUGAGAAGAAUUUUUUUGACAACAUUAUGAACACCGUUCUAAAUGUUCAAGGGAAGACGAAAGAUAAUUUGAAGUCCAGAUUAGACUUGCCACUUCAUUGUUUCCGUAAGGAGUUACGGGUUAUGAAGAACGGGAAAGCAUUGCCCCCCUCUUUUGUGUUGGAUCCGGCUGCAAAGCAAGAGUUUUUUAAUUAG
Microthlaspi erraticum is the source of this 540-nucleotide messenger RNA. The record is from the annotation of a GenBank genome assembly. NCBI's taxonomy places the organism in Eukaryota, Viridiplantae, Streptophyta, Magnoliopsida, Brassicales, Brassicaceae.